Molecule: messenger RNA, 1611 nt
Organism: Phaeodactylum tricornutum CCAP 1055/1
Lineage: Eukaryota; Bacillariophyta; Bacillariophyceae; Surirellales; Neidiaceae
Exons: 1
Coding region: 1-1611 (536 amino acids)
Molecular function (GO): oxidoreductase activity, acting on CH or CH2 groups, with an iron-sulfur protein as acceptor
Source: RefSeq, a predicted model, not a curated record
AUGACUGUCUUCCAGUUACGAAAAACGAUGCAUGUGCUAGAAUGCGUGCCCAACUGGUUCCAGGUGUCGGAGAUGCAAAAACCUAAGUAUGGUGACAGAAAUGAUACCGGUAAAUGGUUUGUCUUCACCAUGCCUCGAGAAUAUUAUACCGUUCUGGUUACCUUUCUCUGUUCAAUUGGCACUACCAAUGGUUUUGGUCUCGGUGUUGACUUUCAAAAAGAACAGGGCCGGGAGCAUCGUCUAUUUUUGAAAAGGAAAUCGCGCCUGGCCUCUGCGCUGUUUAUGGAGGUUCCGGUAGGAAUUCCUAUCGAUCCCGAAGGUCGGCCAUACAAAUUUCCGGCCAAAGAACAUUGUUCCAAAUGUGGCUUAUGUGAAACAAGCUACGUGGCGCGUGUGAAGGAGGCCUGCGCAUUCUUGGAACCGGGCAUGUCUCGGAUCGACACACUCGAGACGAAAGUUCACGGCCGGCGACGAAAGACGACCGACGACAAAACAAUUGUGCAGGCUGAUGAACGACGCUUUGGGGUUCAGUACCAGCCACUUCGACUCGCUCGAGGAAUCAGCAUGCCGGGUGCACAAUGGACAGGCGUGGUGUCUUCUAUUGCUAUUUCGAUGUUGGAGACCAGACAAGUCGAUGCCGUUGCCUGUGUGGCUUCCAAUGAAGAAACCUGGAGUAAUCCCAAUCCAAUACUAGCCCAAACUACCGACGAAGUUCUGAAAGGAAGAGGUGUAAAGCCGUCUCUUGCUCCUAGUCUUAACAUUCUGGACGAAGUAAAAAAUGAUCCAUCGAUAAGGCGACUCCUGUUUUGCGGAGUUGGCUGCUCCGUCCAGGCGCUUCGUUCCAUCGAAAAUGAGUUGGGUAUAGAAAUUUUCAUAUUGGGCACCAAUUGUGUUGAUAACAGCCCUUCCCCAGGAGCUGCAGCUGCAUUUAUCGAGAAGGGGGCGAAGGUCUUUUCAGAUUCGGUCCGUGGCUAUGAGUUUAUGCAGGAUUUUCGUGUUCAUGUCAAAACCGAGGAGACCUACUUGACAAUACCUUAUUUUUGUCUACCUGGCACUAUUGCUGAAUCGUCUAUUGCCAAGUCAUGCCGAUCUUGUUUCGACUAUACAAAUGCUUUGGCGGAUGUAGUGGUUGGAUACAUGGCAGCGCCACUUGAUGGAAAGUCGAGAAUGGACGAAUCUUGGCAGACUGUCACAGUCAGGAACGAACGAGGCAAUCAGAUGGUUGAGACUGCGAUUACACAAGGACGUCUAGAAGUUGGAGACAUUGUACGAGGAUCUGGCGAUCACCAACAACUUGCAAUUGCGACUACGAAAUCCGAUGCUCUUGUGCAAGCCAUGGUGGGUGGCAAAGUUCAAGAGAAUGGGAUGCCGCUAUGGCUAGGGAACAUAAUGGCAACGGUUCUCCGAAAAGUUAGUGCCAAAGGAAUCGCAUUCGCCCGGUACAGCAUUGACUACCACAUAGUGAGGAACUAUUUUCAUGUUCUGAACGAGUGGGGCGAGCAUCGCGCUCGAUCCUCAACACCGCAAUUCGCUUUGGAAAUUGUCGACGAAUACCUCGAAAUGGAUUCUACGCUAAAGGGAUAUGCCGCUAAACUUACUUCGAAACAUUGA